This is a messenger RNA of Periophthalmus magnuspinnatus, 1553 nucleotides long. RefSeq names its product gamma-aminobutyric acid type A receptor subunit delta (gene gabrd). The record is from RefSeq and is a predicted model, not a curated record. The coding region runs from base 168 to 1553 and encodes 461 amino acids. NCBI's taxonomy places the organism in Eukaryota, Metazoa, Chordata, Actinopteri, Gobiiformes, Gobiidae. Gene Ontology annotation, cellular component: membrane; neuron projection; synapse. The transcript has 9 exons. Gene Ontology annotation, biological process: monoatomic ion transmembrane transport; signal transduction; regulation of membrane potential. Gene Ontology annotation, molecular function: GABA-A receptor activity; extracellular ligand-gated monoatomic ion channel activity; neurotransmitter receptor activity.
GGACCAUGGCUUUCCAGCAUCGCCCUCCUCAGCAGCGCUCCUCUCCGCUCUGUCCGCGUCAAAGGAACCCGAGAAGAGCGCACUGAACUCCGGCGUCACGUCUUUCACCCACGUCCACUAUCGAACAUUUUCUGGGAUUUUAAGUGCGUGGACAUCAACCCACCCGCAUGACAAUGGAUGUGCCAACUUUGCUGCCGUGGGCUCUCGCGCUGCUCUUUGUCGGAGGAGACAGAUUUAGUAGGGCCAUGCUGAGUGACAUCGGGGACUAUGUAGGUACUGACAUAGAAAUCUCCUGGUUACCAAACCUGGACGAUUUAAUGAAGGGCUAUGCCAGAAACUUCCGCCCUGGGAUAGGAGGUCCUCCGGUCAACGUGGCCAUGGCCAUCGAAGUGGCCAGCAUCGACCACAUCUCUGAGGCCAACAUGGAGUACACCAUGACCGUGUUCCUGCGUCAGAGCUGGCAUGACGACCGACUGUCCUACAACCACACCAACAAGACACUGGGUCUGGACAGUCGCUUUGUGGACAAGCUGUGGCUCCCAGACACCUUCAUCGUCAAUGCCAAGUCUGCCUGGUUCCACGACGUCACCGUGGAGAACAAGCUGAUCCGCCUGCAACCUAAUGGAGUUAUCCUCUACAGCAGCAGGAUCACUUCCACGGUGGCGUGCGACAUGGACCUGACCAAGUACCCCAUGGAUGAGCAGGAGUGUAUGCUAGACCUAGAAAGCUACGGUUACUCCUCUGAGGACAUCGUUUACCACUGGUCAGAGAGUCAGAUGCACAUCCAUGGCCUGGACAAACUGGAGCUGUCCCAGUUCACCAUCACAGACUACCGCUUCGUCACCGAGACGAUGAACUCCAAAUCCGCGGGCCGCUUCCCCAGGCUCAGUCUGCGUUUUCAGCUGAGGAGGAACCGUGGCGUGUACAUCAUCCAGUCCUACAUGCCCUCCAUCCUGCUGGUCGCCAUGUCCUGGGUCUCCUUCUGGAUCAGCCAAUCAGCUGUUCCCGCUCGGGUGUCCCUAGGCAUCACCACAGUGCUGACCAUGACCACCCUGAUGGUGAGUGCCCGCUCCUCCCUGCCCCGAGCCUCGGCCAUCAAAGCUCUGGACGUGUACUUCUGGAUCUGUUACGUGUUUGUGUUCGCCGCGCUCAUCGAGUACGCUUUCGCCCACUACAACGCAGACUAUAGGCUCAAGGAGAAGGCCAAGGUCAAGGCCAAACAGCUGGGCUCUGAGACGGUGGUGAAGAACGGGAAGCAGGCCAUGGUUCUUUUCUCCCUGUCGGUGACGGGCAUGAACCAGGGCGUGGUCAUCUCCAACCGUCAGAGAACCCAGCGCCCCAGUGGACAGAUCCCGGGAGAGGGCCCCCCCGAGCAGCCCGAGGAGCGGAGGAGGUCGCCCCAGCCCGAGGACACCCAGCCUGACCGGAAGUGCUGCUCCAAGUGCGCGUGCAAGCCCAUCGACGCUGACACCAUCGACAUCUACGCCCGCGCGGUCUUCCCCUUCACCUUCGCCCUGGUCAACGUCAUCUACUGGGUGGCCUACACCAUGUGA